GUAAGCCGCAGGUUUGCGUCCCGAAAAAUGGCAAUCAAUCAAAAUCCCGUGGACGGUUUGUUUGUUGAGUAAACAUUAGGACGACGGAUUCUAAAUUUGCAGUGUGAGAUACGUGGAUAAGUGCCUACGUAGGAACCGGGAGCCAAAAAAGAUCGAUCCACGAGAAGUAAUGGCAAAAAGUCGUGAAAUUAUCCAACUACACGUGGGACAAGCCGGCGUACAGAUUGCGAGUGCGUGUUGGGAGUUGUACUGCUUGGAACAUGGCAUCUACCCGGACGGGCGAUUCUGCGACUGCACGAUUUACGACGAUUGUAGUGCUUUUUUCAGCUGUGACAAAAAGGGCCGCUGCGUUCCCAGAGUUGUGAUGGCAGACUUAGAGCCCUCGGUGAUUGAUGAAAUCCGAAUUGGUGCCUACCGGCAUCUGUUCCACCCGAGCACGCUGAUCACCGGCAAGGAAGACGCGUCGAGUAAUUUUGCCCGGGGCCAUUUCACGCUGGGGCGAAUGAUGAUCGAAGGCGUAAUGGAGCGGAUCAGGAAGGUUGCGGAAGGGUGCUCAACUGUACAGGGUUUCAUGAUCUUUCACAGCCUGGGUGGUGGGACGGGAAGUGGCUUUGGAACGCUAGCAUUGGAAAAGCUGUUUGACGACUAUGGCAAAACAACGAAAAUAGAAUUCAACAUCUUCCCUUCGCCUAGGAUCUCGCCGGUAAUUGUAGAGCCGUACAACGCAGUUCUUUCCACGCAUGUAGGGAUGGAUUAUAGCGAUUGCGCGUUUUUGCUCGAUAAUGAAGCAAUCUAUGACGUAUGUGAUAGAAGUUUGAACGUUCGCGAGCCUACCUAUACGAAUUUGAACAGACUAAUUGCCCAAAUUGUUUCGUGUAUCACGUCAUCGCUUCGAUUUACUGGAGCCAUCAAUGUAGAUCUACUAGAAUUCCAAACCAAUCUGGUCCCCUUCCCUAGGAUCCAUUACCCACUGGUUACCUACUCGCCGCUCAUCCCCUUCCGAAACGCCAAACAUGAACAAUUAACUACAUCACAAAUUACAUCGGAAUGUUUCGAGCCAUCCAAUCAGUUGGUCAAAUGUGAUCCCAGAAUCGGAAAAUACAUGUCCUGUUGUAUGCUGUACCGAGGAGACGUAUCCCCUGUGGACAUCAAUCGCUCGAUCCAGGAAUUGAAAUCCAAGAGGACCGUUAAUUUUGUCGACUGGUGUCCAACGGGAUUCAAGAUUGGAAUUAACUAUCAGCCCCCGAUAGCCGUGCCGGGAGGAGACUUGGCGAAAGUGGACCGGGCGGUGUGUAUGCUCUCCGGCAAUACGGCGGUCCGAACGGCUUGGGAGCGGAUCGUACGAAAGUUUGAGCAAAUGUUCGAUCGGAAGGCGUUUUUCCACCACUUUGUGGAUGAAGGUCUGGAAGAGAGUGACCUGUGCGACGCCAAAGAAAACUUGUCAACGCUUAUUUGCGACUACGAAGAGGUGGAAAGAUAGCGAUCCUCCGUUCUCUGGAAUGCAUUUUCGCAAAAUUGGCAUCAUUAUUGUAUACUGCCAUUAUGCACUUAUUACAUGCACGUAAAUUUUCCGACAUGAUUUGAUAAAAGUACUUGCCAUACUCUUGUGCAUUUCAGUUAACCGUAUACAUUUCCUCCAGUCAAGAUCAAACAUGAGAAGAUUUCAUUGUUUGCUGGCCGUUCUUUUCCUGGCGAUUCCCGCUAUUCGAUGCUACUGUACGAAGAACAUUGUCGUAGAUCUUACGGAUAGCUGCACCUACGAUCCGUUGAUGGCUAUGUCCAAGCAAUCCGGGUGGAUGUUGUCCCGUGAUAACUGUGCCGUAACAAUAACUGCCGAUGUAUUCGACAUACCGCCGGUGCUGUAUUUUGAUUUUACCGAUCCGGACAAAAAAUAUACCCUGUUUAUGGUUGAUCUCGAUGGAGCAAGCAAGGAGGGACUGGUGUUUGUGCAUUGGUUUAUGGCAAACAUUCCGGCAAUCGCUCUGGCCGAAGGCUUGACCUAUGUGGAUGGCGAUACUAUUCUGGAUUAUUUAGCACCAACUUCGGGACCCUACGAGCACCGGUAUGGGCUUUACCUGUUCGAGCAGAUUGGAGGCAACAGCUUUCCUCCGAUGCCCCUCACUCGGGAAGAGUUCGAUUUGGUCGACUGGAUCAAUUUGAUUUACCCCGAGGGUGCACUUUGCGGUCCGGUCGGUUCGAUUGGAUUUAACUUGUAGUUUAUCGAAGGUGUGAGUGUCCAAUACUGUAUGUAGCUUUCAUCGGAUGGUUGACGCACAUCGAAGGAUAGAAGGAACAACCGGAAUUUCUGGGUGCAAUUUAUUGUCAACGCCGAAUGGAAAUGUAACGACAGAUAAGAACCGGGAUCCGGCGUAGUAAGUACAGCCAACGGCAGCAGCAUAUCUCGGGAGUGCGGAAAUUUAUAUAGACAUCACGUGAAUAACUUAGAAGCGGUCAAUAAAUGUCGUUGAGAACCAGGAAAAA
Messenger RNA from Aedes aegypti (yellow fever mosquito), 2481 nucleotides. RefSeq names its product tubulin alpha-8 chain. Gene Ontology annotation, molecular function: GTP binding; structural constituent of cytoskeleton. Gene Ontology annotation, biological process: mitotic cell cycle; microtubule cytoskeleton organization. Gene Ontology annotation, cellular component: cytoplasm; microtubule. The transcript is spliced from 6 exons. The record is from RefSeq and is a predicted model, not a curated record. The coding region runs from base 170 to 1480 and encodes 436 amino acids. NCBI's taxonomy places the organism in Eukaryota, Metazoa, Arthropoda, Insecta, Diptera, Culicidae.